Aegilops tauschii subsp. strangulata is the source of this 864-nucleotide messenger RNA. Its product is annotated as protein FAR1-RELATED SEQUENCE 5-like. Lineage: Eukaryota; Viridiplantae; Streptophyta; Magnoliopsida; Poales; Poaceae. Gene Ontology annotation, biological process: regulation of DNA-templated transcription. The record is from RefSeq and is a predicted model, not a curated record.
AUGGUCCAGAUACUGUCCCUCAUCCACAGCAAAAAUGGGACUCUGAGUAGCAUGCCCUACAUACCAGCAGACGUCACAAACCUAAAGGCAAAGUACCGUAGAGAGAGCAAGUUGGCUGACAUAGAAGACACGAUAGCCUACUUCGAUGAGAAAGCGAAAGCAAAUCCAGAUUUCUUCUACAGGAUAAGAUUGGACGAUGAGGAACGUGUCAGGAACAUGUAUUGGUUCAGAUGCGGGCUCGUUCGGAACGAAGACACGGAUGGGUACACUUGGCUGUUCAAGACCUUCUUGGAGUGCAUGGGUGGACUUGCUCCGAUGAACAUAAUAACAGACCAGGAUUUUAGCAUGCGUGCAGGUAUAGAGGAGGUCUUUCCGUUGGCAGUGCACAGGCACUGCAGGUGGCACAUUAUACACAAGGCUGAGGAGACACUAGGACCGUUCUUUGCUGACCGUCCAGAGCUGCACAAGGCAUUCGAGCUGUGUGUGGACCACAGCUUAACGGUGGAGGAGUUUGAACGGAGCUGGAUGACUAUGAUUGAAACAUAUCAAGUCCAAGACAACGAGACGCUUGGUAGCCUGUGGGAGAAGCGAAUGUACUGGGUGCCGGCCUACUUCAUGCACUUCUUCUUCCCAUUUCUGCAGACUAUGCAGCGAAGCGAGGGGUUCAAUGCUGUUCUGAAGCGGUACGUGAGCCUUGGCAACUCAUUGCUCCAGUUUGCCAAGCAAUACACGGCUUUGCAACAAAAAAUACUGGGAUCUGAGCUACAGCAAGAAGCAAACACCGCGCUCAAGCAGCCUAAAUUGCUAACAUAUUUGGAGAGGCAGAUGAGCAAGACAUAUACCAACAAGAUUUUUAACAAGUAA